AAAUAAAAAAGAUUUGGUACUAUCUACGCAAACACCUGAAAGAGUUGAGAGAGUUUGAGCUAAACUCUGUGCAAAAUGGUAGAGAGAUUCUUCUUGGCGAGUCAAAUGGAGCAGCCCGAUAGCCACAACCAGUCCGACCUAGACCCAGACCCAGACCCAAUUAUGCUUCUCUCCGGACCUCCUUCCUGUGGAAAGAGUUCGUUACUAUUCCAGUUUGCAUUCAACUCCGCAAUAGAUGGAAAUAGGAAUGUUGUGUUCAUAUGCAACCGCCGCAAGUUAGAAAGCAACCCUCCUUUUCUCUCUCAGGGCAUCAAUCCAUCCUCAGAUACCUUUCAGUCUAUACAAAUGAAAUAUGUGGAUGAUGAUGAAGGAAUCAAGAACUAUUUUGCUGCAUUCCACCUGCAUGAUACAUUUCCUGCGGCAGUUGUUGUCGAUGAUUUUGGGGACUUCUUUGAGGACAGGAGCUGCCAAGAGAAAUAUAAUAAUCCUCGUGGAAGAGACUUGGCAAUGGUUCGGACUUUAGCUUUAUGUCACAAUGCAAUUAAUCAUGCUAACAAGACGAUGCCUUGCAAGCUUCUCUUGUCAGAUACACACCACGGAGACUCCCCAAGGUUGCUUUUCAUCUAUAAGAGAUGGGUUCCUACUAUUUUUACAAUUAAAGGUGGUGGCUCAGGAUCAUUUAUUCUGAAAAGCAACAGCAAUUCAGGCAGUGGCAGCUCAGUGAGGAUCAGAACUGCAAAGUACUCCAUAGCUUUGCAGUAUCUGAUUUUGGAGGGGAUAACCGAAGACAGUGAACAGUAACAUUGUUUGUAGAUUCAGUCUAUGAAAAUAUAGUUGUUAAAUUACUCUCUGCUGAAUGAACUGAAGUGUCUGAGUUCUACUAAGUCAUUCUCAUUUUUGGAUAAUUUCUGUCACAAUGUAACUUCUAGUUGUUUAGAAAUACUUGAACUUUGUGAUAUUUAUAUCUUCUGGUAUAUGAUAUGAAUCUCAGUAUUCAAAAUUCUAUAAGCAGGGGUAUUAUGAAUUCAGCUCCAAUUUUUGUUUGUUGUAA
Molecule: messenger RNA, 1051 nt
Organism: Quercus lobata
Lineage: Eukaryota; Viridiplantae; Streptophyta; Magnoliopsida; Fagales; Fagaceae
Product: tRNA dimethylallyltransferase
Exons: 7
Coding region: 76-801 (241 amino acids)
Biological process (GO): double-strand break repair via homologous recombination
Cellular component (GO): Shu complex
Molecular function (GO): single-stranded DNA binding
Source: RefSeq, a predicted model, not a curated record